Messenger RNA from Equus quagga, 706 nucleotides. Its product is annotated as acyl-coenzyme A synthetase ACSM1, mitochondrial-like. The coding region runs from base 98 to 466 and encodes 122 amino acids. Gene Ontology annotation, molecular function: fatty-acyl-CoA synthase activity; fatty acid ligase activity. Gene Ontology annotation, cellular component: mitochondrial matrix. The transcript is spliced from 4 exons. The record is from RefSeq and is a predicted model, not a curated record. NCBI's taxonomy places the organism in Eukaryota, Metazoa, Chordata, Mammalia, Perissodactyla, Equidae. Gene Ontology annotation, biological process: fatty acid biosynthetic process; acyl-CoA metabolic process.
UCUCCAUAAAGGGGUGCUGUUCUGUCUACAGGAUGACCCUGUGAAGACAGCAGACGCGGAGUGUGGGGACUUUUACAACACUGGGGACAGAGCGACCAUGGAUGCAGAGGGCUACAUCUGGUUCCUGGGGAGGAGUGAUGAUGUCAUCAAUGCCUCUGGGUAUCGCAUCGGGCCAGCAGAGGUGGAGAGUGCCCUGGCCGAGCAUCCAGCAGUGGCUGAGUCAGCUGUGGUGAGCAGCCCGGACCCGAUUCGAGGGGAGGUGGUGAAGGCGUUUGUUGUCCUGACCCCACAGUUUCUGUCCCGGGACAGGGACCAGCUCACCAAGGAGCUGCAGGAGCACGUGAAGUCAGUGACGGCUCCGUACAAGUACCCGAGGAAGGUGGAGUUUGUCCCAGAGCUGCCCAAAACCAUCACUGGCAAGAUUAAAAGGAAUGAACUUCGGAAAAAGGAGUUUGGUCAGCUGUAAUCGUCAAUAAACUCAGAAACCACUGUGUGACCUUGGACAAAUCCCUGGCCACCUCAGUUUCGCUAUAUGGUGAGAGUGAGAAUGGGGGUGUUGAGAAUUGACUUGGAAGAGUAUCAGGAAUGCCAUAUUUCAGCAUUUUUGUUUCUCUCAAAUUAAUAUCAGGCACUCUUCUUCCUCUGUGCUUCCAGAUGAGCACAGAAAUUGGGGUUGGAGGUAAUAAAAUAUGAAUAUGAACGUCAA